Molecule: messenger RNA, 909 nt
Organism: Xiphophorus maculatus (southern platyfish)
Lineage: Eukaryota; Metazoa; Chordata; Actinopteri; Cyprinodontiformes; Poeciliidae
Product: C-type lectin domain family 4 member E-like
Exons: 7
Coding region: 137-898 (253 amino acids)
Source: RefSeq, a predicted model, not a curated record
AAAGAAAGUUCCUUCCUUCAACUCAGCACAAAGCUUUUGCAACAGGAAGGUGACGGUCAGAUCUUCAAUCGGACAGAGAAGGGACGAAACACUGAAGCUGCUGCACAUCUAUGUGACUCUGAAGUGAAGCGUCUCCAUGGCGACACCGAUCAGAGAAAACGGUAGGAUGACGAAUGUGACAGUAAAUCAGCAGGAAGGUGAUGAAGAGCCAGUCAGAGGCGAAAACAUAAGCAACACCUCUAAGCUGCCAGCAGGGGGAGUAGUUCUGCUGGUUCUGGUCGGUCUGCUGGCUGCUGCUCUCAUCAUCAUCUUCAGACUCUAUGCUGCUUAUUUGAUGACCAAUAAAAACCAGAGAGAGGAGAAAGACGAUGUGAGGAAACAUGUCUCAGUGUCUCCCUCACCACCUUCAACGCCGCACUACAAGACAGAAGACGUUGUUCUGCUUGAAGGGGAAACCUGUCUGAAGUGUGCGGCAGGAUGGGAGCAACAUGGAGGAAAAUGUUAUUAUUUUUACACCGUGAGAUCAGCCUGGACUGAGAGCCGACGUUUCUGUCAGAAUCUGGGAUCAGACCUGGUGAAGAUCGACAGCAGAGAGGAGCAGAUGUUCCUGGAGGUCAGACUGAGAGCGUUGAUGGAGCAUGAUGAGGACCGGUUCUGGAUCGGACUGACGGACUCAGAAGUAGAAGGCAGAUUCUUGUGGGUGGAUGGAUCGCCGCUGGACCAAAGUUUGAGCUUUUGGGGUUGGCGCCAACCAGACAACUGGAGCAGGGCCAGCCUGAAAGCAGGCAACUGUGUGCGGAUGGGCAAGAGAGGAGGUUCUGGUGAUCCGACGUCCUGGUUCGAUACGUCCUGCAGCGAUCCGCAGAAAAGUAUCUGUGAACAAGCAGGAACUCAGUGAUGUCUGAAGUU